CCACCAAAUAACGUUUUCCCCCCAUUCAAUGACGUCACCUCCCGCUAGACGCACUCGACUCUCUGGCUGAAACGCUUGUUCACUGCGGUGGAAAAGCAAACGUAAGGAAGACGAAUUGCCCUCAACGGAAACCAAUCUAAUUUAGGCACUGCCCUGCAAGGCUGAGAGAUGAAUCCAGACCAGCCACCCCCAUACCCCGGCCCAUCAGCUCCAGUUUAUCCUGCCCAAGGCCAACUUCCUCAUGACUACCCGCCUCAGGGUUAUCCUGCCCAGGGGUACCCCGUAAACAUGCAGCAGCCUAAUGCAAAUUACCCCAGCUACCCUCCCGGCCCAAUGGGAGCUGGAGGCCCCUAUCCAGGGCAGGGACAGCCACCUUAUCAAGGUUAUCCUGGACAACCACAAUACGGCUGGCAGGGUGGGCCUCCACCCGGACCCAUGUAUGGAGAACCUCCUAAAAACACAGUGUACAUGGUGGAGGACAGAAGAAGAGACAACUCUUCCUCAGAGACGUGCCUGACAGCCUGCUGGACAGCCCUAUGUUGCUGUUGUCUCUGGGACAUGCUGACAUAAUAGUUCCCAGCACCUUCAUUACACUCCCCCCUGCUCCCUACGUAUUUCUGUGUGCCUCAAAACACUAGGAUCCCUUCUUCCCAGUUGGCCUUAAAUCUUGUGUCCCCUCUUCAUUUUGCCUUCAUUUCUUUGAACACCGUGCUUAUAAUGCAAACUUUUUUUUCCCCCCAGUGAAUGUCAAUAUGAAGUCCUUAGCACCAACUGACUAAGCGACCGACUAUUAUCAGGGGCGGCCUUUGGAGCAGCUUGUAAUUGAGCUUCAUUAUCUGUCCUGAGCAUACAUUUAGAUAAAAAAACAACUCACAGAAAAAAAAACCUCUGGUUUUUGAUUGUUGUGCGUAAAGAUGACAGCAAUGUCAGAACAUUCUGAAUAAGACAGACCUACAAGAACGUGGAAGCAACAUCACAUGCAUGCUAGGCUAGUUAGUUGUUGAUGUUUCACGGUGGCAGAAGCUGCUCUUAAAUAUAUUUACUCUUUGCUGGAAAAGCAUUAUAAGCACACAUCAAAUACUACAACAGCCCUGUGCUCUGCCUUUGCUGUGUUGGUUGUGACAUACUGAAAGAACAUUGAUAAGCAUGCGUGUACAUUUUAAUCAGUAUUUACACUGAAACACUAACUUCCACUUGAAAGGGUUUUUAAAGGUCUGAGCUUGCAGGCUCUGAAAAGUCAAAACACUGUCUUUUGCGGAUAAGAAUGGCGUAGGGUAACUUGCACUUGAUCACUGUCGUUUUGAAAUUGUCCCACACUACCCCGUGUUAAGUGAAAAAAUGCACAGAGCAACUAUAACAGACACACAGCAUAUAUUGCGACCAGGCUCAUCUCCAAUGAGGGUCUCAAGCACUUUAUGAUGUUCACCUCUGUAUGUGUGUUGUCACUCCCGUCUGCUGUCUUGGGCUCUCCGCGAGCUCCCUUUUUUGCUUUCUUAGCGACAUUCUUUUAUCUUGGUCUCCCGUUGUCACACGGAUCUGUAAGCCGCUGUUUACAAGUGAGCUAAAGAAUGCGCUCUAAGGAGCUGACAAUUGGAAUGUUCUUUUUUCCCUCUGGAUUUCACAUUGUUUUGAAAUUAAAUGAGAAAUACAAUGCAUUUUGAGGAUGACGGUGAUUUACGUUGCAUUACUUUUACCUGAUUAACUUUAAAUAAUCACACUUUUUUCAUCACAAUUAAUGUAUUUUUGCUUUUAAAAUAUGUUAGGGUUUAACUGAAAACGAGAAACCAUGCUGUGAUCAAUAAAUAAAUGCCUGUUUGCUUCAAAUGGAAAUCUUUGAUUAAAAUAAUGUAUUCCUAUCAAGUGAAA
This is a messenger RNA of Syngnathus typhle (broad-nosed pipefish), 1866 nucleotides long. RefSeq names its product cysteine-rich and transmembrane domain-containing protein 1-like. NCBI's taxonomy places the organism in Eukaryota, Metazoa, Chordata, Actinopteri, Syngnathiformes, Syngnathidae. The transcript has 3 exons. Gene Ontology annotation, cellular component: extracellular exosome. Bases 169 to 570 code for a protein of 133 amino acids. The record is from RefSeq and is a predicted model, not a curated record.